Molecule: messenger RNA, 2374 nt
Organism: Archocentrus centrarchus (flier cichlid)
Lineage: Eukaryota; Metazoa; Chordata; Actinopteri; Cichliformes; Cichlidae
Gene: rrn3
Product: RRN3 homolog, RNA polymerase I transcription factor
Exons: 17
Coding region: 177-2024 (615 amino acids)
Biological process (GO): transcription initiation at RNA polymerase I promoter
Cellular component (GO): nucleus
Molecular function (GO): RNA polymerase I core binding; RNA polymerase I general transcription initiation factor activity
Source: RefSeq, a predicted model, not a curated record
GAUCACUUCCGUAAACACACGGUUCUCUUCCUGUUACACGCGUGGCCGUGGAGUUUAUCGAGGAGUUAGUUACUGUGAUUAAAGUCAUUAACGCUGCUGUGAGUGCGGGCAUGUAAAGAUCGCGGCUCCUGCGCAGCUUUCACCGCGUGAAGUGAGCGUUGCCGUGCUGGUGGAGCAUGGAGAUAGACGGUCGGGACUUUCUGAACACGCCUCCGGUGAAGACGGUCAGGUUUGGAGGGUGUGUUGCGGAGACGCUGGAGAAAUACAAGCACGGAGACUCAAGUGAUUAUGAACUUCUGAAACAUCAGUUGGCUGAUCCUGAGAUAAAGGAUGCUCAGAUCAUCAACUGGCUGCAAGAAUUUCGGAGCUGUGUGACCCAACUGAACAAGGAUCACGAGCAGCUCAUUUAUACUAUAUUGAGGCUUCCGUGGCUGGACCGGAGCCAGGCUGUGGUGGAGGAGUACCUGGCCUUUCUGGGUAACCUGGUGUCAGCGCAGACAGUCUACUUGUGCGCAUGCCUUAAGAUGGUGGUGUCCCACUUCACUCCCAAGAGAGUGACUGUCUGUGAAGGAGGAGUGGAUAUCUCUGAUUCAGAUGAUGAAGAUGAGAAUCUACCCAGAAACUUCGAUCAUUGUCACCAGGCGCUGCAGCUCAUCAUCAGAUAUGUUCCAUCCACAAGUCGCUUUCUGAUGCCUAUUCUGCAAGAAAGCUUCCCCUUCAUACAGAAAUCCUCAAGAACACUGGAGUGUUAUGUCCAUAACCUACUGAGGAUAACGGUGUACAUCCCCUCCAUUCGACGAGAUCUGCUUGAGGUGAUCAUUGGAAAGCUACUCAAACUGGAUGUGAGCGCAUCCCGAACAGAUAUUGAGGAAGCUGAGGAAAACGAAGGGCAGAGCAAGAAGGCAGAGGAGCAGACUGAGGAGGGUGUCUUUGACAUGGUAACAGCAAGCAGGGAUGAAGACAUGCCAACAGAUCAGCCCUCCAAGAUGACUGUGACGGCCCAUCCUGUGGCUGAGAGGCUGGACACUCUCAUGGUUGUGCUUAUGGUUUACAUCAGAGAUAUCUGCUAUGUCAACGGUUCUUUUCAUGUGGAAAGGACGAAGGAGCUGUACAGAGAUUUGUUGACUGUGUUUGACAAGCUCAUUCUGCCAACACACGCUUCUUGUCAUGUGCAGUACACACUGUUUUACCUCUGCAGCUUCAGACUGGCCCUGGCAGAGGCCUUCUUGGAUCACCUGUGGAAGCUCCUGCAGAACCCCUCUCUGCCAGCUGUCCUCCGCCAGGCUGCUGCUGGAUACCUGGGAAGUUUCUUGGCCCGAGCAAAAUUCAUCCCUGUGAGCACUGUGCGGGCCUGUGUUGAUUUGCUUAUCUCCUGGAUCCAUCGUUACAUUGACAGCCAGGACAAAUGUGGCAAACAGGUCUGUUGUGAUGUCAGCCUGCAUGGGCCCUUCUACACUUCCUGCCAGGCUGUUUUCUACACGAUCAUCUUCAGACACAGAGCCAUGCUCGAGGCCAACAUGAAGAAAGGUCUGGAGUACCUGCAGAGUCUGAAUCUGGAGCGGGUGGUGAUGUGUCAGCUGAAUCCUCUCAGAUUCUGCCUACCUUCGAUUACCAACAUGUUUGCAGAUAUCACCAGGAAGUACCAAGUGGUGUUCUGCUACACCAUCAUAGAGAAGAACAACCGACAUAUGCUGCCGGUGGUCCGCAGCUCUACUGGAGGAGACUGUGUGACCACCAACACCAAUCCACUCGACAGCUUUUUCCCCUUUGACCCCUACUUGCUCAAGAGGUCCGGUCAACUGAUUGAACCACUGUACCAGGUCUGGGAUGAUCUGACAGACACAGAGCUCCUUCCCACCAAAACCAGGAAACAGGGCUCGAGGGAGGAUGAAGAUGACUUUCUGUGUGGAGAGGUGCCCCAGGCCGAGGGCAUCGUAGGAAUGACGCCUAGCUCCUAUGACUCAAAUGUCCGCAGUCCAGGCAGCAUAGGCUCACCACCGAUCACCUUCCAGAGGCCAUUUUAGUUUUCCAUCACGGACUGGAAAGGUCUGAUGGACUCUUUAACUGCUCCAGAGAGAGAGCAGAUCCUGCAUAGUGAUGCUUCCACAAGAUGCUUCAUUACUAAGUUCCAAACAGUGUGAAGAACACACCAGCUCAGACCGAAGCCCUUUUCAGAUUUCAGAUCACAUUGUUCCAUCAUUACUUUGUUAAAGUGACCAGCAUUCAGAAAUCAAUGACUUUUAUGUUCUUCAUCACUCACACCAGGGUGUGUGUGGGUUAGGGAAUGAGGGAAUCCCUCUUCUGGAUUGAGAAAAUGCAUCACAGAGGAAUAUUUUAGUCUUACCGCAAAUUAAAGCAGUCUUGGUGAGAUAAA